GUGAUGAGUCAAAAGGGGAACAAUAUGUAGCCAAACCUGUGGCAACAAACAAUACAACCCCCCUUUGCCAUCUUCCCACCUAAGCAUCACUGUUCUCAAUAUCAUCCUCUUCUCUUCCUCGUUAAUUCAAUUUCAGACCCUUUCACUCCUCAAUUCAAUGAACACCCAAAAUCCAAUACUCACGUGCAUGCCACGUGCCCCCUGAGAUUACCCUUCUUCUACCUCUUCUUCUUCUUUCACUCCCCACAAAUCCACUUCCCUCCCAAGCUUCUAAGUUCUACCCUCUUUAAAACCCUCUGCAAAGUUCGAAUCUUUAGCAGAAAACAACAAAACCCAGAAAAGUUUUAUCCGCAAUGGCGUGACCAAUGAUUGAGUAGCGCAGCUUCUGUGAUCGUUCAGCAAUGGGGGUUUGCACUUCGAAGCCGCAGAAGCCGAACCCUUACGCGCUUCGCGAAACCGAAGCCGACCCUUCUUCACAGGCCCCGCUCAGUCCCGGCGCCGCCGACAACGGCCGCCGGAAAGAUGACGUCGCCGCCGGGAAACAGUCGCCGUUCUUCCCGUUCUACAGUCCGAGCCCCGCACGCUUUCUGAAGAAGUCUCCGGCGCCGGCGGGAGGGAGCAGGAGCGCGAGCUCCACGCCGAGGAGGUUUUUCCGGCGACCCUUCCCGCCGCCGUCGCCGGCGAAGCACAUAAGGGCGGUGCUGGCGCGGCGGCAGGGGAAGAAGGCCGCGACGGCGAUUCCGGAGGAGGGGGAGGAGGGUGGCGGUGGCGCGGCGGAUUUGGAUAAGAGGUUUGGGUUCUCCAAAGAGUUCACUAGUAGGUUGGAAGUUGGUGAAGAAGUGGGUCGAGGGCAUUUUGGGUAUACUUGUUCUGCUAGGUUCAAGAAGGGUGAACUCAAGGGUCAACAAGUGGCUGUUAAGGGCAUACCAAAAGCAAAGAUGACAACAGCAAUUGCUAUUGAAGAUGUUAGAAGGGAGGUGAAAAUAUUGCGAGCUUUGAAUGGACACAGCAAUCUAAUACAGUUCUAUGAUGCAUUUGAAGACCAUGACAAUGUCUACAUUGUAAUGGAGUUAUGUGAAGGUGGGGAGCUCUUAGAUAUGAUAUUGUCAAGAGGAGGUAAAUACUCGGAAGAUGAUGCAAAGGCUGUCAUGGUGCAGAUACUAAAUGUUGUUGCAUUUUGUCAUCUUCAGGGUGUGGUGCACCGAGAUCUUAAGCCAGAGAAUUUUCUGUAUACUAAAAAGGAUGAAAAUUCUGAGUUGAAAGCUAUAGACUUUGGGUUAUCAGAUUUUGUCAGACCAGAUGAAAGGCUUAAUGAUAUUGUUGGAAGUGCAUACUAUGUGGCCCCCGAAGUUCUCCAUAGAUCCUAUAGCACAGAGGCUGAUGUUUGGAGUAUAGGCGUGAUAGCAUAUAUUCUAUUAUGUGGUAGUCGCCCAUUUUGGGCUCGAACAGAGUCUGGUAUUUUUAGGGCAGUUUUGAAAGCUGAUCCAAGCUUUGAUGAAACACCAUGGCCAACUUUAUCUUCAGAAGCAAAGGAUUUUGUAAAACGCCUAUUGAAUAAGGACCCUCGGAAGCGAAUAUCUGCUGCUCAGGCUCUAAGUCAUCCUUGGAUACGGAAUUACAAUGAUGUAAAAGUUCCACUUGAUAUUUUAAUAUUUAAGCUCAUGAAGACAUAUAUGAGAUCAUCAUCCUUACGGAAGGCUGCCUUAAGGGCCUUGUCAAAAACAUUGACUGCUGAUGAACUCCAUUAUCUGAGGGGGCAAUUUGCUCUGCUAGAACCAAGCAAAAAUGGCAGCAUAUCUUUAGAGAACGUCAACAAGGCCCUGAUAAAAUAUGCAACAGAUGCAAUGAAAGAGUCUCGCAUUCCUGACUUUCUUUCCUCGCUGAAUUCAUUGCAAUAUAGAAGGAUGGAUUUUGAAGAAUUUUGUGCUGCUGCAUUAAGUGUGCAUCAACUUGAAGCUCUUGAUCGUUGGGAACAACAUGCUCGCUGUGCAUAUGAACUUUUUGAGAAAGAUGGAAACCGGGCUAUUGUCAUUGAAGAGCUUGCUUCAGAACUUGGACUUGGUCCCUCUAUCCCUGUUCAUGUUGUUCUUCAUGACUGGAUACGCCACACUGAUGGGAAACUAAGCUUUCUUGGGUUUGUCAAAUUAUUACACGGUGUAUCUAGCCGAAGCCUUGCAAAGGUUCAAUAAAAAUUUAAAGCAGAAGCCCUAUGGAUAUGCUGAAUUGUAUGUGGCUCAAUCAUAUCUGAAUUUGUGUCUAGUGUGCGCGCUGCAACUGAUUAUUGUGUUGUUGCUAUCUGAAGCUCUUGCUAGCACACCCAUUUAAAGUACAGGUUCAUAAUGAAAAGAAAUGCAACUGUGAUUCUUUUGAAGGAGCUCAAAUUGUAAAAUAGUCUACAGAUUGUUGGUUUUAAGAAUUAAUAUAUGAAUUGUAGAUUUAGAUUAGCUUUGCCUCGAUGGGUGGUAAUAAUUUCCUGUCACCUGUAUUAAUGAAUGCUUUUGUAUACACGAUACAUUUGCGAGUCUUCAUUUUUUUUUAAUAAUUAUAUUUUGCGUGUGUAUGUGUGUUUUA
Molecule: messenger RNA, 2571 nt
Organism: Cajanus cajan (pigeon pea)
Lineage: Eukaryota; Viridiplantae; Streptophyta; Magnoliopsida; Fabales; Fabaceae
Product: CDPK-related kinase 5
Biological process (GO): protein phosphorylation
Molecular function (GO): protein kinase activity; ATP binding
Source: RefSeq, a predicted model, not a curated record